AAGCCCGACGACUGGCUUAAUCCACUGGAACAGAACGGUUUCCUCGUUCAAUUCGUUUUCGGCUUUCAAAGCUGCAAGCCGUAUUUCCUUGUUCUUGUUACUUUGUUGUUUUUUCGCUAUUUCAAUUAAUAAUUGUCUAUUCAAGUUGUGUGUUUUGUGUUGAAUGUGUGUGGCGGAGCACCAGGUGCCCACCGGAAAGAGAAGGAACCGAGCAGAGAGCCCGAAGAUGAACGUCGGCCGGCGAGGAUUCAACCUAACCUCGCAAACACGCGCUCGCCAUUGCAGCGGAGAUCCAGGAAAUCGCCUGAAAAACGAUCCCACCAAUGGAUUCGCAUCCCGUAGAGCUGCUGCGCGCCACGUGGCCAUUAUCCCGCUGCUCCGACUUUUUGUCCUUGUUCUCCUUUGCGGUGCGACUGCUGCCGGCACGCCGGGAUCAGCGGACACGCGGUGCGAUGUUGGACAAUUCCGGUGCAGAGACGACGGCUGCAUCUUACAGGCGAAGAUGUGCGACGGACGCGGAGACUGCAAGGACGGCUCGGAUGAACUGGACUGCGACUACAAACUGUGCCGACCGCCUCAUUGGUUCCCGUGUGCCCAGCCACACGGAGCCUGCCUGGCAGCGGAACUAAUGUGCAACGGCAUCGACAACUGUCCCGGCGGCGAGGAUGAGCUCAACUGCCCGGUCCGCUCGGGAUUCCGUUUCGGAGACGUCCACCGCAAGCGCAACUGCAGCGACACUGAGUUCACUUGUCAGCAGGACCGCAGCUGCAUCCCGAUCGAGUUCAUGUGCGACGGACGGAAGGACUGUGUCGACAAUUCGGACGAGGUGGCCGGCUGCAAGCAGGUGGAGUCCACCUGCUCCUCUGCCGAGGGACAUCUCUGCUCCAAUGGAAGAUGCCUGCGACGAAAGCACUGGGUUUGCGAUGGCGUCGAUGAUUGUGGCGAUGGAAGCGAUGAAAAGGCAUGCGCGAACCUCUGCCAACCCGAGAUGGGAAAAUUCCUGUGUCGCAAUCGCGAAGCCUGUGUCCCGCUGACUGAAGUGUGCGAUGGCCACCGCGACUGUUCCGAUGGAAGCGACGAGUCGGAGAGCUGCACAUCGAAGCCGGAUUGCACGGUGAAGAAGUGCCCGCCAGGUGCCAAGUGCCAGAUGAUGCCCACCGGUGGAGCGGAGUGCCACUGUCCGUCGGGAUUCCGUCAGGCAAAGUUCGAGGACAAGUGCGAGGACAUUGACGAGUGCCAGGAGCGGGAUGAUCUGUGUAGCCAGAGCUGCGAGAACACCUCCGGCGGAUAUCGAUGCGUCUGUGAUGCGGGGUACCUGAUAACCAGCGAUAAUCGCACCUGUCGCGCCAAUGCGGAUCACCAGCCACUGCUGCUGUACACCACCCAAAUGACCGUGAUGGGAAUGCACCUGCGCGAGGACAACGUGAGAAACCAUGUCUUCCAGGUGGCCGGAAAUCUGAGCAAGGUCAUUGGCGUGGCCUACGAUGGCAGCCACAUCUACUGGACGAACAUCCAAAACGAGGCGGAGAGCAUUGUGAAGGCCAACAACGAUGGUUCGCAUGCAGAGAUCCUACUCACCUCCGGAUUGGAUGCCCCCGAAGACCUGGCAGUGGAUUGGCUAACGCAGAAUAUUUACUUUUCCGAUAAUAUAAUGCGACACAUUGCCGUGUGCUCGAACGAUGGCCUCCACUGUGCCGUGUUGGUCACGCAGGAUGUCCACCAGCCGCGUUCCCUGGCCUUGUGGCCCCAGCGGGGUCUGAUGUUCUGGACGGAUUGGGGUGCCAGGCCCAUGAUUGGCCGUGCCUCCAUGGAUGGCAGUCGAUCGCGUCCGAUUGUGAGUGACAAUAUCCAUUGGCCGAAUGGCAUUGCAUUGGAUAUGCACCAGCAGAGGAUCUACUGGGUGGACGCCAAGUUGGGCAGUGUGCAAACGGUUCGGCCCGAUGGCACUGGUCGUCGCACAGUUCUGGAUGGGAUGCUGAAGCACCCGUACGGCCUGGCCAUCUUCGAGGAUCAGCUGUACUGGUCGGAUUGGGCGACGAAGAGCCUGCAUGCCUGCCACAAGUUCUCCGGCAAGGGUCAUCGCGUUCUGGCCAAGGAUCGAACCAUUUACGCUGUGCACAUCUAUCACCCGGCCAAACAGCCGUAUUCCGAUCAUGGUUGUGCGAAGGCCAGGUGCUCCCAUCUCUGUCUCCUGGCCGAACCGGAUGCCGGUGGCUUCAGUUGCGCCUGUCCGGAGGGAAUGGUGCUGUCGGCGGAUCAGCAGCGCUGCACGUUGACCGAGAAGCGCCAGCGAUUGUUUGUGGGUCUGGCACAAGUGCUGCUGGAGAUCGAGCACACCGCUUUCGGACGCCAUGUGGUGAGCAAAUCGCACACGCUUCCCUGUUCCAUCCACGAAAUGGUCUACAAUCGCAUCAAUGGCAGCCUCAUCAUAGCGGAUAAUGAUCAGCGUCUGAUCCUGGAGUAUCAGCCGGAGGAGCACGAGACCAGCGUGCUGGUGCGCUCGAAUCUGGGAAAUGUGAGCGCCUUGGCCUUCGAUCAUCUCAGCCGCAACUUGUACUGGGCGGACGUGGAGCGGGGUGUGAUCGAGCUGCUCUCCCUGCAGACGCGUCAUCGUGCGCUGAUCCGCUUCUUCCCUGGUCAAGAGUGGCCCAUUGGACUGAGCGUCAUGCCGGCGGAGGGUUAUCUUUAUGUGGUGCUGAAGGCUCGAAGGCACACGCACAUCGACAGGAUUCCGCUGAGCGGAAAGGGAGAGCAGGUGCACGUAUUCGAGGACGAUUUGGGCGAUGAUGACAUCAAGCUGGCCGCCGAUUACGAGACGCACACGCUCUUCUGGUCGGACAGCGAUCUGGGCAGGAUCAGCUACUCAGACUACAGGCAGUCGCAGAUGCAAACCUUCCGGGGGAAACUGAGGAAGCCGUACAGCUUGGCUCUCGUCCAGCAGGAUCUUUUCUGGAGCGAACUAGGCUCACCGGGGAUUUACUGGACGCACAAGAGCAACAUGGGUCCGCGCAAGCGGAUUGACAUAGAGGCGAAGGGUGAUCCUGGUGCCAUUGUACCUAGUGUUCCCAUCGCCGCACCGCGUAGGAUUCCGCUGGCCUCCAGUUCGCCCGUCAGCCGGGAAUCGCAUCCCUGCCAGCAGCAAAACGGUGGCUGUUCCCAUAUCUGCGUGGGCGAAGGUCCCAUCCACGCCAUCUGCUUGUGUCCAGCCGGAUUUGUGUAUCGGGAUGCGGGCAAUCGCACCUGUGUGGAGGCUUUGGACUGCGAGUUCCGUUGCCGCAGCGGCGAAUGUCUGACGAUGCCGCAUCGCUGCAAUGGACGCCGCGAUUGUGUGGACAACUCGGAUGAGAUGGACUGCGACGAGGAGCACCGUCGGAAGACGAAGGUUUCCUGCUCGCCCAAGCAGUUCGCCUGCCACAGUGGCGAUCAGUGCGUGGACAAGGAGCGUCGCUGCGACGAGCGGAAGGAUUGCCACGAUCAGUCGGACGAGCUGCACUGCGAGUUGUUCGACAAAACGAAGAAGUGCCAUGUCCACCAGCAUGCCUGCGACAAUGGAAAGUGCGUGGACUCCAGUCUGGUGUGCGAUGGCACCAACGACUGCGGCGACAACUCCGACGAGACGAUGUGUGAUGCAUCCGCGGCCUGCGAGACAGGGAUGUUCCAGUGCAGCAGCGGGUCCUGCAUUGCGGGCAGCUGGGAGUGCGACGGACGGAUCGACUGCAGCGACGGAUCGGAUGAGCACGACAAGUGCAGCCAUCGCAGCUGUCCGCCGGACAUGCACCGCUGUCUGUUGGGUCAGUGCUUGGACCGGAGUCUGGUGUGCGAUGGCCACAACGAUUGCGGCGAUCGAUCGGACGAACUGAACUGCGGACCCGGUUCAUCAGCAGUGAAUAUAUCCUGCACCGAAGAUCAGUACCAGUGCACCAGCAACCUGAAGAUCUGUCUGCCGUCCGCUGUUCGAUGCAACGGAACCGCGGAGUGUCCGCGUGGCGAGGAUGAAGCCGAUUGCGGCGACGUGUGCAACAUCAACGAGUUCAAGUGCCGAUCCGGUGGGCAGUGCAUCCGCAGGGACUUCCGCUGCGACGGCGAACGGGAUUGCAGCGAUGGCAGCGAUGAGGUGAACUGCGAACAGGAGAAGGGCAGCCACAACCAGAGUCAGAUUCAACCGUGGGCCACUUCGAGGCGCGCUUGUCGGCCGCAUUUGUACGAUUGCCACGAUGGCGAGUGCGUGGACAUGUCGCGGGUGUGCAACAACUUUCCGGACUGUUCCAACGGACGCGACGAGGGACCCCAGUGCGCCACGGCCUGCCGAUCCGCAGCCGGUCGGCAGGUGUGCCAGCACAAGUGUCGAGCCACUCCUGCCGGCGCCGUGUGCUCCUGCUUCGAUGGCUAUCGCUUGGACGCGGAUCAGAGGAGUUGCUCGGACAUUGACGAGUGCCAGGAGCAGCAGCCGUGUGCCCAGCUGUGCGAGAACACUCUCGGUGGCUAUCAAUGCCAGUGCCAUGCGGACUUCAUGCUGCGCCAGGAUCGCGUCAGCUGCAAGAGUCUUCAAGCGGGCGCCACUCUGCUCUUCAGCAGCUUCAACGAAGUGAGGAACCUCAGCGAACAGCCCGUGAUGCUCAGUGUUGCCUGGUCAGCGAAUGAUUCGAAGAUCUCCGGCUUCGAUGUGGAUAUGGAGCGGCAAAUGGGUUACUUCUCCGCCGAGGAAGAGAGCAUCGUAUACCAAUUCGAUUUGCAAAAGAAGCACGUAGUGCGCGCCUUGGCUCUGUCUACUCCCACGAAAGUCUCGCUGGAUUGGGCCACUGGCAAUGUGUAUGUGGUGGCUGCAGCCGGUCAGGAGAUCCAGGCCUGCAACUUUGAUUCGCGCAUGUGCGGCAGAGUGCUGCACGUGAAGAAUCCCAAGCACAUCAAGCACCUAACUGUGGAUGGCUACCACGCAAAGCUCUUUUAUUUGGCGAUACACACGGAGGGCUUUGGCCAGACGAGUUCGGAGAUUCACAUGGCCCGGUUGGAUGGCAGUCGCAAGGAUAUGCUGAUGCAGCGGAGUGAGAGCUACAUGACCGCCGUGGCCAUCGAUCCGCAUCAGCAGAUGUUGUACUUCGUCGACCUGCACACACGCACGCUGGAGAGGAUCAGCUAUAGGUUCAAGAUGGGACCGCUGCGCCGACCGCAGAUAAUGCUGCAGAAGUCCAAUGCGUUGAUGCAUCCCUCAGGAUUGAGCGUGUUCGAGAACAAUGCGUACAUCGUGAACCUCGGCUCCAUUGAAGCGGUGCAGUGUGCUCUGUAUGGAACGCGUGCCUGCAAGAAGAUCAACUUGAAUGUGCUGAACGCCCAGGACAUUGUGGUGGCAGGAAGAUCGCGCCAUCCGCAGCCGGCGUCGCAUCCUUGCGUGCAUGCCCACUGCCACGGAUUGUGCCUACAGGCCGAUUACGGAUACGAGUGCAUGUGCGGCAAUCGCGUGGUGGCCGAGGGCGAACGGUGUCCCCAUGGCUCCGGCAACGAGGUGGCCGUGGGUUCGCCGAACAGCCUGGAACUGGAGCAACAGCCGUCUGGCAGCCACUGGCUAAUGGCGCUGGUUGUACUGAUUAGCGGAUGUUUGGUGGCGGGACUCGGGUACUUGUACUAUCAGUACCGGAAGCGCGGCCACACGGAUCUCAACAUUACCCUGCAUUUCCAGAAUCCGUUGGCGACGCUCGGCGGCACCAAGGCCUUCUUGGAGCACGAACGUGCCCAGGCCGGUGGUGAUUCCGGCCAGGAAUCGGGAUCGGGUACGGGAACCAGUCAUGGCAGCAACGAAACCUUCACCACGAACAGCAUGGCGUCCUCGAAUUCCCGCCUGCCGAAUGCCCUGCAAAGAUUACUCCGAUCGCGUCAGUCGUCCACCGAUCCGAUGGCUCAAGAACUGCUUCUCGAGAGCCCCAGAGAAAGCAGCCACCUACACGCGAUGGACGGAGGACGGCAAGGAGGCGGAGGCAGUCGGCAGGUGCCGGACAUCCUGGUGGCAGAUUUUGACGACGAUUCAGCCGCGCACCCAGCUGGACAGUUCGGGGGAAGUCACUCAGUCAUGGAUGCGAAUGCACGACUUGUGCCGUAAAUAAAAGGGAAAUCCUAGCUGGAGAACUGGAGACUAGUUAUAGAUGUUAAGUGUUAGAUGGUUUCUGUUACUUUUCAUUGUAUUUAUUAUAGCUCUGUAGUUAUUUUCGCAUUUAAAUGUUACUCGGUGAUUGGUGUUGAUUUAUAAAGCUGAUUUAUUUCAAUUUUUCACAAAUAUUAAAAUAAUAAACAAAAAAAAAAAAAAAAAAAGAAUUUUAAAAGGCAA
Molecule: messenger RNA, 6316 nt
Organism: Drosophila ficusphila
Lineage: Eukaryota; Metazoa; Arthropoda; Insecta; Diptera; Drosophilidae
Gene: yl
Product: putative vitellogenin receptor
Exons: 5
Coding region: 164-6091 (1975 amino acids)
Molecular function (GO): calcium ion binding; protein binding
Source: RefSeq, a predicted model, not a curated record